GCAAGAUGCCGCCGGUAGUGACACAGUCGGCCUGCCAGCCCUCCGAGCCCGAGCCCGGGCCAGGCUGGGGGUGGGAGAUGGAGGGUGAACGCCUUCCCAGCCUCCCGCCUGGGCGCCCCUCGAGUUCUUUACCUCGCUCCCCCCCUUGCACGCCCGCGGCGCAGACUGGGGCGCCCGGGAGCCCCCCGGAGUCGCGCGGGGCCGCUACGCGGGGGGCGGGCCAAGGCGCGGCCGAGCGGGCGGACCCUUGGCUUGGGUCCCAGGGGGCGGUGCAGGGCGCGAACGGUGCGGGUCCCUCCCAGGCGCGAGCAGAACAGGCGGCGCCCGGUGCGCGGAGCCAUGGACGGCAGCGGGCCCUUCAGCUGCCCCAUCUGCCUGGAGCCGCUCCGGGAGCCGGUGACGCUGCCCUGCGGCCACAACUUCUGCCUCGCCUGCCUGGGCGCGCUCUGGCCGCACCGUAGCGCGGGCGGCGCGGGCGGUUCCGGAGGGGCGGCCCGCUGCCCGCUGUGCCAGGAGCCCUUUCCCGACGGCCUGCAGCUCCGCAAGAACCACACGCUGUCCGAGUUGCUGCAGCUGCGCCAGGGAUCCGGACCCGGGCCCAUGCCCAGCCCGACCUCCACCCCGGCCCGGGGCCUAACGCCGGAGCCCUCGGCGCCCAGCGCGCCGCCCAGCGCCCCGGAGCCGUCGGCCCCCUGCGCGCCCCAGCCGUGGCCAUCUGGAGAGGAGCCCGUGCACUGCGACGCGUGUCCCGAGGGCGCGGCCCUGCCCGCGGCGCUCUCCUGCCUCACCUGCCUCGCUUCCUUCUGCCCCGCGCACCUGGGCCCGCAUGAGCGCAGUCCGGCCCUGCGCGGGCACCGCCUGGUGCCGCCGCUGCGCCGGCUGGAGGAGAGCCUGUGCCCGCGUCACCUGCGGCCUCUGGAGCGCUACUGUCGCGCCGAGCGCAUGUGCUUGUGCGAGGCCUGCGCCGCCCAGGAGCACCGCGGCCACGAGCUCGUGUCGCUGGAGCAGGAGCGCGCGCUCCAGGAGGCCGAGCAGCCGAAAGUCCUGAGCGCCGUGGAGGACCGCAUGGAUGAGCUCGGUGCCGGCAUCGCGCAGUCCCGGCGCACCGUGGCCCUCGUCAAGAGCGCGGCUGUGGCCGAGAGGGAGCGGGUGAGCCAGCUGUUUGCUGAGGCUGCGGCCACCCUGCAGAGCUUCCAGAAGGAGGUACUGGGCUUCAUUGAGGAGGGGGAGGCUGCCAUGCUGGGUCGCUCCCAGGGAGACCUUCGGCGCCAAGAGGAACAGCGCAGCCGCCUGAGCAGGGCGCGCCACAACCUCAGUCAGGUUCCUGAAGCUGACUCGGUCAGCUUCCUGCAGGAGCUCCUGGCACUACGGCUGGCCCUGGAGGAGGGGUGCGGCCCUGGGCCCAGCCCCCCAAGGGAGCUCAGCUUCACCAAGUCCUCCCAGGCUGUCCGGGCAGUGAGAGACGCGCUGGCCUCGGCCUGUGCCAGCCAGUGGGAGCAGCUGCGGGGGCAGGGCGGUGACGAGGACGGGCUGCAGAAGCUGGGCUCGGAAGCUGAUGCCGAGGCCCAGGACCCCGAUAGCACUAACCUCCUGGAGAGCGACGCGCCCAGGGACUAUUUCCUCAAGUUUGCCUACAUCGUGGACUUGGACAGUGAUACGGCAGACAAGUUCUUGCAGCUGUUCGGAACCAAAGGAGUCAAAAGGGUUCUGUGUCCCAUCAACUACCCCGAGUCCCCCACCCGCUUCACCCACUGUGAGCAGGUGCUGGGUGAAGGCGCCCUGGACAGAGGCACCUAUUACUGGGAGGUAGAGAUCAUCGAGGGCUGGGUCAGCGUGGGGGUCAUGGCCGAAGGCUUCUCCCCGCAAGAACCCUACGACCGGGGCCGGCUGGGCCGCAACCCGCACUCCUGCUGCCUGCAGUGGAAUGGACGCAACUUCUCCGUCUGGUUUCACGGGCUGGAAGCGGCCCUGCCCCACAGCUUCUCGCCCACAGUCGGGGUCUGCCUGGAGUAUGCCGACCGUGCCCUGGCCUUCUAUGCUGUGCGUGAUGGCAAGAUGAGCCUCCUUCGAAGGCUGAAGGCAUCCCGGCCACGCCGGGGUGGUGCCUUGGCCUCUCCGACUGACCCCUUCCAGAGCCGCCUGGACAGCCACUUUGCAGGGCUCUUUACCCACAGGCUCAAGCCUGCCUUCUUCCUGGAGAGUGUGGAUGCCCAUCUACAGAUCGGACCUCUCAAGAAGUCGUGCAUAACCGUGCUGAAGAGGAGGUGAUGGGGGCCGGUCACCUCCUGCAGCCACCCUGGUCUGGGUGGGCUUGCGUCGGGGGUCCACCUUGUCUCCAAGGAAGGCACCACCCUUAGAGUCCCACACAUCUCCAGCCUUCUUGCUUCUAGAGGUCUCCACCUUUUAUAACUUGGCCUUUCACCUCACUCUCAGGGAGGAGGCCCCCCCACCAAGCCUUGUUUUGGGGAGAAAGAACUUCAGCUGGGACAGAUCCAACCCUCUCCUUUUCUAGGUUUCUAGAACAGUGCCUGGCAUGCAGUAAGUGCUCAAUAAACAUUUGCUGAAUGAAUGA
Chinchilla lanigera (long-tailed chinchilla) is the source of this 2572-nucleotide messenger RNA. It is a transcript of the gene Trim47, whose product is annotated as tripartite motif containing 47. Bases 340 to 2268 code for a protein of 642 amino acids. Lineage: Eukaryota; Metazoa; Chordata; Mammalia; Rodentia; Chinchillidae. The transcript has 6 exons. The record is from RefSeq and is a predicted model, not a curated record. Gene Ontology annotation, molecular function: zinc ion binding.